AUGAUACUUGGACUCAGAGCAGUUCUGCUAGCUUUAGCAGUAAAGACAGUAUCCGCACAAUAUGGGCCUGGUGGACGAUACGGCCCAGGCGGGUCGAGCAGUAACAGCGACGGUAGCGACGCUAACGGAGCGUUCGGCAGUAGACAGGGCGGCCCAUCACAGUCAUUCGUAAGCAGCCGACAGAAAGUGCUCAUCGCACACGGCGUCCUAGCUUCACUGGCCUUCGUUAUCCUUUUCCCUGUUGGUAGCAUCCUUAUUCGUCUUGGCUCCUUCCGCGGUGCAUGGCUCAUCCACGGCCUUUUCCAGGUCUUCGCAUAUCUGGUAUACACUGCAGCGGUUGGGAUCGGUAUCUGGCUGGCCCAACAAGCCCCUGCUGAAGUUGGCCUCCUUGACAGCUACCAUCCUAUCAUAGGCCUUUUCCUAUUCGCGACAUUGAUCUUCCAGCCCAUCAUGGGGUAUGUCCACCACUUGAAAUACAAGAAAUACCAGCGCCGCACGCUUUGGUCCUACGGACACUUGUGGCUUGGGAGAGUCGCCAUCACGCUGGGCAUGAUCAAUGGAGGACUGGGUCUGCUUCUUGCAUACGACGCACCAUUGGGGUUUGCACCUAGUCAAGGCCAGGUUAUUGCUUACGGGAUUAUUGCUGCCAUCAUGUGGCUGCUCUAUGUCACUGCAGCCGUUAUAGGGGAGCGAAGGAGAUCAAUCGCUGGGCGGAAAAUAGACGAUGAGACCGGGAAAACACGGUUGCCGCACUCCCCAUAUCUGUUCGUGCAUAUUGCGAAAAUGUACGUUGGUCACGCUGAGGUGAAGUGGGUAUAUGCAAUGCCUAUUUAG
Boeremia exigua is the source of this 834-nucleotide messenger RNA. RefSeq lists its product as uncharacterized. The transcript has 3 exons. Lineage: Eukaryota; Fungi; Ascomycota; Dothideomycetes; Pleosporales; Didymellaceae. The record is from RefSeq and is a predicted model, not a curated record. Bases 1 to 834 code for a protein of 277 amino acids.